Oncorhynchus gorbuscha (pink salmon) is the source of this 5365-nucleotide messenger RNA. RefSeq names its product eosinophil peroxidase (gene epx). Gene Ontology annotation, biological process: response to oxidative stress. NCBI's taxonomy places the organism in Eukaryota, Metazoa, Chordata, Actinopteri, Salmoniformes, Salmonidae. The record is from RefSeq and is a predicted model, not a curated record. Gene Ontology annotation, molecular function: heme binding; peroxidase activity; calcium ion binding. Bases 1 to 4350 code for a protein of 1449 amino acids. The transcript has 20 exons.
AUGACUCAGGUGGUGCAGCACUUUGAGUACCUAUUGCUAGCAUUGUUAGAGUAUUGGAACGAACCCCGGCACACGUUGAGUGCAGCCGCUUGCCUGUUACGCAACGCUCUGGGGGUUCCCUAUCUGCCCUCUACGUUGGUAGAGGAGGCUCUGAAAAGGGCUUUAGAACGUACUAAUGCUGCUUACGCCCACACCAAGGAGAGGGUGAAGACAUCUCUGUCGGAGGGUGCUCUGAGACCCAGCGACCUCCUGGCUCAGUUCAAGCAGAUCGGACCCCAGACCAGGAGGCACAUCAGCGCAGCUGAGCUGCUGGACAAUACAGUGGAACUGAUCAGGAGAUGGUCUACACCACAGGCUAAAAGCUGUUCCCCAACAGACCUGUUGAGUGAGGAGGACAUGAAGGUUCUCCUGCAGGCUAAAAGCUGUUCCCCAACAGACCUGUUGAGUGAGGAGGACAUGAAGGUUCUCCUGCAGGCUAAAAGCUCUUCCCCAACAGACCUGUUGAGUGAGGAGGACAUGAAGGUUCUCCUGCAGGCUAGAAGCUGUUCCCCAACAGACCUGUUCAGUGAGGAGGACAUGAAGGUUCUCCUGCAGGCUAUACAACGACAGCACCCUAAGUGGGGUGCGGCCAACACCCCAUACUCCCGCUGGCUCCCCCCAGAGUACGAGGACAUCAGAGGGGUCCCUAGGGGCUGGGACCCUGAACACACCUACUAUAACUACACCUUGCCCCCGGUGCGCCUCAUAUCCCAGACCGUUCUCUACACCCACAAUGAGAACAUCUCUCUGGACUCAUCUCUGUCCCACCUGCUGGUGGAGUGGGGUCAGUGGAUCGACCAUGACUUCGCUCUGACCCCUCAGAGUCCCAGCACAGCUGCCUUCAGGACUGGGGCCGACUGUACCCGCACAUGCAGCCGGGACACUCCCUGCUUCCCUAUACAGACCAACAUGGACAAGGUGCAGGGCUGUGGGCCAGAAGGUUGUGGGUUCGCAGACCACCAUGGACAAGGUGCAGGGCUGUGGGCCAGAAGGUUGUGGGUUCUCAGACCACCAUGGACAAGGUGCAGGGCUGUGGGCCAGAAGGUUGUGGGUUCGCAGACCACCAUGGACAAGGUGCAGGGCUGUGGGCCAGAAGGUUGUGGGUUCGCAGACCACCAUGGACAAGGUGCAGGGCUGUGGGCCAGAAGGUUGUGGGUUCGCAGACCACCAUGGACAAGGUGCAGGGCUGUGGGCCAGAAGGUUGUGGGUUUGCAGACCACCAUGGUCAAGGUGCAGAGCUGUGGGCCAGAAGGUUGUGGGUUCACAGACCACCAUGGACAAGGGACAGGGCUGUGGGCCAGAAGGUUGUGGGUUCGCAGACCACCAUGGACAAGGUGCAGGGCUGUGGGCCAGAAGGUUGUGGGUUCGCAGACCACCAUGGACAAGGUGCAGGGCUGUGGGCCCGAAGGUUGUGGGUUCUCAGACCACCAUGGACAAGGUGCAGGGCUGUGGGCCAGAAGGUUGUGGGUUCGCAGACCACCAUGGACAAGGUGCAGGGCUGUGGGCCAGAAGGUUGUGGGUUCGCAGACCACCAUGGACAAGGUGCAGGGCUGUGGGCCAGAAGGUUGUGGGUUCGCAGACCAUAAUGGACAAGGUGCAGGGCUGUGGGCCAGAAGGUUGUGGGUUCGCAGACCACCAUGGACAAGAUGUGAAAUGCACACACACUUCCGCUCUCCCCAGAUCCCGCUGUCAGACCCUUGUACUGGUAUACAGAGCUGCAUGCCUUUCUUCCCCUCUCCCCAGAUCCCGCUGUCAGACCCUCGUACUGGUAUACAGAGCUGCAUGCCUUUCUUCCCCUCUCCCCAGAUCCCGCUGUCAGACCCUCGUACUGGUAUACAGAGCUGCAUGCCUUCCUUCCCCUCUCACCAGAUCCCGCUGUCAGACCCUUGUACUGGUAUACAGAGCUGCAUGCCUUUCUUCCCCUCUCCCCAGAUCCCGCUGUCAGACCCUCGUACUGGUAUACAGAGCUGCAUGCCUUUCUUCCCCUCUCCCCAGAUCCCGCUGUCAGACCCUCGUACUGGUAUACAGAGCUGCAUGCCUUUCUUCCCCUCUCCCCAGAUCCCGCUGUCAGACCCUCGUACUGGUAUACAGAGCUGCAUGCCUUCCUUCCCCUCUCACCAGAUCCCGCUGUCAGACCCUUGUACUGGUAUACAGAGCUGCAUGCCUUUCUUCCCCUCUCCCCAGAUCCCGCUGUCAGACCCUCGUACUGGUAUACAGAGCUGCAUGCCUUUCUUCCCCUCUCCCCAGAUCCCGCUGUCAGACCCUCGUACUGGUAUACAGAGCUGCAUGCCUUUCUUCCCCUCUCCCCAGAUCCCGCUGUCAGACCCUCGUACUGGUAUACAGAGCUGCAUGCCUUUCUUCCCCUCUCCCCAGAUCCCGCUGUCAGACCCUCGUACUGGUAUACAGAGCUGCAUGCCUUUCUUCCCCUCUCCCCAGAUCCCGCUGUCAGACCCUCGUACUGGUAUACAGAGCUGCAUGCCUUUCUUCCCCUCUCCCCAGAUCCCGCUGUCAGACCCUCGUACUGGUAUACAGAGCUGCAUGCCUUUCUUCCGUUCGGCGCCCAGCUGUGUCAGGAGCGAAGCCUUCACCGGGGCCACACCCCACCAUCACCGGGAGCAACUGAACGCCAUCACCUCAUUCGUGGACGCCAGUAUGGUGUACGGUAGCUCCUCCCCCAUGGCUGCGGCCCUGAGGAACCACUCCUCUCCACUGGGUGUUCUGGCCCUCAAUGACCAGGGACGCCUGGAUCCCUGUGGGCCACGAAGAGGGUCUGAGGCCAACUCCACCGGUGCCACAAGUGCCUCUGACACAUCUGCUACUGCACCAACAGAACAGGAGAAUAUUACUUCCUGUUUCCAAGCAGGUGACUCACGGGCCAAUGAGCACCUGGGGAUGAUAGCACUCCACACGUUGUUCCUGAGGGAACACAACAGGCUGGUCAGCGAGUUGCACCUCCUCAACCCUCACUGGAGCCCAGACACCUUGUACCAGGAGGCCAGGAAGAUCAUGGGGGCUGUCCACCAGAUACUGACCUGGGAGCACUACUUGCCCAGGGUCCUGGGUGAGACCCCCACCUCCCUCCUGAUGCCUCCGUACAAGGGCUACGACCCUGAGAUUGACCCCAGCAUCGCUAACGUCUUCUCAGCCGCCGCCUUCCGCUUUGCCCACGUCACCGUGCAGCCGAUGGUGGCCCGCCUGGGCCCCGGGUACAGCCUCGCCCCACAGCACCCACCUCUGCCCCUACACCACUCCCUCUUCGCAUCCUGGAGGGUCGUACAGGAGGGUGGUAUAGACCCAGUGCUGCGUGGCCUCCUCCUUUCCCCAGCCAAACUCCAGAUGCCAGGCCAGAUGAUGGUUGAGGAACUAACUGAGAGACUGUUCCAGGCCCAGGGUGGCAUGCCACUAGACCUGGGUGCCCUCAACCUGCAGCGGGGUCGAGACCACGGCCUGCCUGGUUACAGCUCGUGGCGUGGGCUCUGUGGCCUCUCUGUUCCCAACACCACCUCUGACCUUGCAGGUAUCCUGGGUAACCCUGGUCUGGCUGAGAAGUUCCUGUUGUUGUACGGGACGUCCCAGAACAUCGACGUAUGGGUGGGGGCCAUCUCAGAGCCUCCUCUACCUGGGGGCCGGGUGGGACCCCUCCUGGCCUGUCUACUGGCCAAGCAGUUCAGAGCACUGAGAGACGGAGACAGGUUCUGGUGGGAGAGAGAGGCUGUGUUCACCAGCACCCAGAGAGCUCAGCUUCACACCGUGUCCUUGUCACGUAUCAUCUGUGACAACACACACAUUACACGUGUUCCCUCCGACCCAUUCAGCCGUACGGUCAGCCCAGAAGACAUGCUGGCCUGCAGCCACCCCCUCAUCCCUCACCUUAACCUCUCUGCCUGGAAGGAGCCUGACACAGAUCCCAGUUGUGGUCCAAUCCCCAGGUUACAGUCAGGCUUCUCUCUGCUCUGUGACUCCGUUAUCUACUACCAGUGUGGUCCAGGCUAUCAGCUGAUUGGUCCAUCCUCUGUGACCUGUGACCCAAACAGCUAUCAAUGGAGUCCUGCUCCCCCAAUCUGCCACGAUGUCGAUGAGUGUGCCGAUCAGCCAACCCCGUGCCCCCAAAACACGGACUGCCUCAACACACCCGGGUCAUACAUGUGCACAGACCUGGACCUGUCCUCCCCGUCUACAGUCUCUGUAAUCUCUGCAGUAAUAGCUGUGGUUGGUGGUGUGGCCAUCUUGUUUGUGAUACUGACCUGUUGUAGAAGGUAUUUUCCAAAGAAGCCAGAAUCGAUAAACGGAACCGAUAAACAGAACCGAUAAACAGCGGUUGUUGUUGUAAGAGGGACGGAUAACCAAGAGACACCUCUGGAAAUGUAGUCCUUAACAUAUUUUAUUACAUUUUAGUAUUUUGUUUUAAAAAAUGUGACACAUAUCCUAAAAGUAUACACUUGAAUGUGUUGAUAUAAAAACGUAACUUCACAUUAUUUGUUAGAUAAUAACCUGAAAAUAAGAAAUAACUGUAUUGUAACCCUGUUUUAGACCACAGUCACAUUAUAUAUAUAUAUAUAUAUAAAACCUCAAAAGGUCUGACUCAAAGUGCACAAAGUACUUCGCCGUACAGUAUUUGGACAGUGACCAUUUUGUUGUUGUUGUUGUUGUUCUGUUAAGUGACAAAAAAUGACGCAUUAUUUACAUUACAUUAUUUAUCAUUUUAAUUUCAAUUGGCCACAAAAAAAAAAAUCUGAAACACAACCAAAACAAACAGCAACAAGUUUAAAUUACAAGCUUGUCGUAGUUAUUGUGUGAUAGAAAUAUGAUACUAAACUUUUCACUACUUUAAUACACAUAAGUGAAUUUGCCUAAAAGUUCAAAUGUACAAAAAGUGCUGUAAUUUCUAAACGGUUGACCUGAAAAUACCCUCGAAUUAAAGCUGGCAGUCGGCACUGAAAUCUAAAGUGCUGGAGUACAGAGCCAAAACAAAACAACGUGUCACUGUACAAAUACUUGAAUAUCAGCGUGUUUGUCUGUUCUAGUCCACAUGUUUGAAGCUCAUAAACCUGAACAAGCUAACAGCAUUAAAGGCUGUUACAGAUGAUUUUUUUGUAAUAUAUAUGUUUUGUCAUCACAUACCCCGGAUAGGUUCAGUGAAAUGUGUUGUUUUACAGCGUCAGCCGUAGUAGUACGGCGCCCCUGGAGCAAAUUAGGGUUUAAGUGCCUUGCUCAAGGGCACGUCGACAGAUUUUUCACCUUGUCGGUUCAGGUAUUUAAACCAGAUAAUAUUCGGGAAGAAACACUUGUCCGGAACACGUGUGCAUUUCGCUACACUCGCAUUAAC